Molecule: messenger RNA, 1746 nt
Organism: Drosophila innubila
Lineage: Eukaryota; Metazoa; Arthropoda; Insecta; Diptera; Drosophilidae
Product: UDP-glucuronosyltransferase 2B20-like
Exons: 2
Coding region: 36-1601 (521 amino acids)
Molecular function (GO): UDP-glycosyltransferase activity
Source: RefSeq, a predicted model, not a curated record
UGUCAGACAGAACUGCAGCUGAACACAAUAACAAUAUGAAAUUGCUGUAUUUUAGUGUUGUGUUAUUGGCCAGUUUGAGCCAUGUCUUCAGUUACUCUUAUCUAAUGGUAUUGCCAACGGGAGCCAAGUCUCAUUUUUAUGUGGGGCAAGCUCUGGCUAAAGGAUUGGUGGCAGCAGGACAUGAGGUCACCUUUGCGUCGGCAUUUCCACAAAAAAAACCUAUUAAGAACUUACUGGAUAUUUCCCUGGUUAACAUUAUACCUGUAAUGGAUGUACACAAGUCUAGAAUUUUGGAGAGUUCGAAGAAAUCUAUAAUACAGCGAACUCCCCUUUUGCAUGCCUUGGGUCUAAAGAUGACAAAAACUUUGCUAGAGGAGCCAUCGGUGGAGACUCUAUUAAAAGAGAAUCGCACCUACGAUGCUGUCAUCUGUGAGGUAUUCAUGAACGAGGCUCACUUUGGAUUCGCCGAACAUUUUCAAGCACCUCUGAUUGGACUCGCUACCUUUGGUGCCUCGUCUUGGACUACUGAUUUGGUCGGCACGCCCUCGCCGCCCUCGUAUGUGCCACACUUUUUGCUGCCCCUUAGCGAUCACAUGAGCUUCUUCGAGCGUGCUCUCAACCUGCUGUUCACAGCCUAUGAUCUCGUCUAUCAGAAGUUCUUUUACUUGCCACAGCAGGAGCAGCUCUAUAAGAAACAUUUCCCACACAACAAACAGAACUUUUAUGACAUGCGCACAAACACCGCGCUGGUACUGCUAAACAAUCAUGUUUCUCUUAGCUUCCCUCGUCCCUAUGCACCUAACAUGGUCGAGGUGGGGGGCAUGCAUGUCCAGCGGCAGCAAAGGACACUCCCUCAGGACAUCGAAGGGUUCAUUAAAGGGGCCAAACACGGCGUCAUCUACUUUUCAAUGGGAUCAAACUUGAAAAGCGCGGAUUUUCCACAGCAAAAGCGUGAAGCACUUAUUUCUACCUUCCGCGGUCUCAAGCAACGCGUCCUGUGGAAAUUCGAGGAUUCCAAUCUACCAGGCAAGCCGGAGAAUGUGUUUAUCUCGGACUGGUUCCCACAGGAUGACAUAUUGGCGCAUGAGAAUGUCAAAUUAUUUAUCACACACGGCGGCCUGCUGAGCACCACUGAGUCCAUAUAUCAUGGUAAACCCAUUGUAGGCAUUCCAAUUUUUGGUGAUCAGCAUAUGAAUAUGGCACGUGCCCAGCAGUCUGGCUUUGGAAUCACAGUCCGAUUUGACCAACUAUCAACUGAAACUCUACGGAAUGCUAUACACAGAGUUAUCAAUGAUCCCAGUUACACACGGCAAGCUCAUGCCAUGUCCGUGAGGUUCAGGGAUCAGCACGAAACGCCCCUGGAACGGGCUGUCUACUGGGUGGAGCAUGUGACCAGACAGAAGGGUGCCAAGUAUUUGCGAAGUGCUGCUCAGGAUUUAAGUUUCAUAGAGUAUCAUAAUCUAGAUGUCUUAGCUAUGAUCUUUGGUGGCAUAGGUUUCAUUUUGUUUGCUAUAUUUUACCUUUUGGUGUCUCUAUUUAAACUCAUCAGAUGCAAACUAAGUGAAGGUCAAGAAAAGCCAAAGAAGUUGAAACGUAAUUAAUUCUUAUUAUUUUAUGUAAUUAAUUUAAGCUAUUUUGAUAAGGGUAUUAGGGUAUUAAACAGUCGAUCAUUCUCUAUCGUGUCUUUCUCACGUGUUGUUGGUUUGAACAGUAAAUACAGAACAGUAAAUCUGUUUAGCCUCUCUU